CAGCGCGCGCACUCAGGGCCACCUGCGCCCCGAGCGCCUGUCCGCAGCUCGGGGACGGCAGUCCGCGGGCCAGGCCAACUCUCGGACGCGCGAGGGGACAGCAGGAGCCCAGCAAGGAGGCUGACAUCCUGGAAGCCACCCCGACCGCCUGGAACCCGCCAGGGUGCUGCGCGCCAGGGCAAGAUGUCACAGUGGAUUCUCGGCUUGCGGGGCCCGCUAAGGUGAGAGUAAGCUUCCCGCUUGAGCCUAGACUGACGGCAGAGCAGCCAUGGAGAUGGCUUCCGAGCAGCAAAACAGGAGCCAGACGUGGCUGUCCACCCCAUUCGAUAUAGAUGGCUCACUGGGGGCAACCAAUGGCUCCAACCUGACAGAGCCGUACUACGACACAACCAGCAACGCAGUCCUUACAUUUAUAUACUUCGUGGUCUGCAUCAUCGGGCUGUGUGGCAACACACUGGUCAUCUACGUCAUCCUCCGCUAUGCCAAGAUGAAAACCAUCACCAACAUUUACAUCCUCAACCUGGCCAUCGCCGAUGAGCUCUUCAUGCUGGGACUGCCCUUCCUGGCUAUGCAGGUGGCCCUGGUCCACUGGCCCUUUGGUAAGGCCAUUUGCCGGGUGGUCAUGACUGUGGACGGCAUCAAUCAGUUCACCAGCAUCUUCUGCUUGACCGUCAUGAGCAUCGACCGUUACCUGGCUGUGGUCCACCCCAUCAAGUCGGCCAAGUGGAGGCGACCCCGGACGGCCAAAAUGAUCAACGUGGCUGUGUGGGGUGUGUCUCUGCUGGUCAUCUUGCCGAUCAUGAUCUACGCCGGCCUCCGCAGCAACCAGUGGGGGAGAAGCAGCUGUACCAUCAACUGGCCAGGUGAAUCCGGGGCGUGGUACACGGGCUUCAUUAUCUACGCCUUCACCCUGGGGUUCCUGGUGCCCCUCACCAUCAUUUGUCUUUGCUACCUGUUCAUCAUUAUCAAAGUGAAGUCCUCUGGCAUCCGGGUGGGAUCUUCCAAGAGGAAAAAGUCAGAGAAAAAGGUCACCCGGAUGGUGUCCAUAGUGGUGGCUGUCUUUAUCUUCUGUUGGCUUCCCUUUUACAUAUUUAAUGUCUCUUCUGUCUCUGUGGCCAUCAAUCCCACCCCAGCCCUUAAAGGCAUGUUUGACUUUGUGGUGGUCCUCACCUACGCUAACAGCUGUGCCAACCCUAUCCUAUACGCCUUCCUAUCUGACAACUUCAAGAAGAGCUUCCAGAAUGUUCUCUGCUUGGUCAAGGUGAGUGGCACAGAUGAUGGGGAACGGAGUGACAGUAAGCAGGACAAGUCCCGGCUGAAUGAGACCACGGAGACCCAGAGGACCCUGCUCAAUGGAGACCUCCAAACCAGUAUCUAAACUAUCUGGAAACACGCACGUGCACACAAUGCACACCAUGCCAUCUCCUGGCGACAGGUUCCACACACUUCUGGCCUCCAUGCCCAUCACACCCGGCUUCUAGAAUAGAGGACUGUCCAGCACAAGCCCAGUUCAGAGAGCAGUAUAUGAGUCCGCUUGUUUGACUGAAUGAUAAUGUGUCUCACUGACCACGUCCCUUAAAAGGGACACAGAAAUGCAGACAACAUCAUGCCAAAGUGUGAGCUUGAGAAAUGCUAAAGCCCAACAAAAACAGAAAAACUACAACAAAACCCUAGCUAUGUGUGUUCUUAUACCAGUAUGUGACUUGUGUUCUGCUGUUUAUGCUGGCAUACUCCUGUCUAGUGUCUGUAGAAUCGUCACCUACGUGCCCUGUGUUCGUGUACACCAGGAGCUAGUUAAACGUGCAUAGCCUAGGUGGACAUUGACCACAACAUGGAGCCUAAAGAUGGGGACUCACCAUGAAGCCCGUCACGUUUAAGCUUUCAGGUUCUCUCCGAUGUGGGCUUUCCAGGGCCCACGAGGAGCCUGAGCGGUAUGUUCACACGAUCAUAUGUUUUUGUUUAAAAGAUGUGAAAGUAAGAUAUUUUUGUAUUCUUUCUUCUAGAGGGCCCCUUAAGCUAUAAGCUUCUAGCUUUCCGGAACCUGCAUCUGGUCCUAGAUAUUUAUUUCACUAAUUCCAAACAAGUUAGGUCAAAGUAAGAAGAGGAGAAGAGAAGCCAGAAUGUCAGCUCGUGUGUUUUCUCAAAUGCAAUCAGUGGUUCAUUUAUUUGCCCCAGAGGACUGAAAUGAUGUGGCCAUCAUCACUGCAUUGAUCAGGACAACCUGCUUUAUUAGAAGAUUACUGCUUUCUCUCCUCAAAUUGCUUUACUUUUUGAGAGCUGUGAGUGUGCAGGUGAGGUGGAAUCAGAAAACUAAACUAAAAGGUGAAAAAUGGACUGCGCUUGAGUAUUGAGGGAGAACCAAUCUUCUUUUCCUCACCAUGAAAAUAAAUGAAAAA
This is a messenger RNA of Jaculus jaculus (lesser Egyptian jerboa), 2396 nucleotides long. RefSeq names its product somatostatin receptor 2 (gene Sstr2). Gene Ontology annotation, cellular component: neuron projection; membrane. The coding region runs from base 269 to 1378 and encodes 369 amino acids. Lineage: Eukaryota; Metazoa; Chordata; Mammalia; Rodentia; Dipodidae. The transcript has 2 exons. Gene Ontology annotation, biological process: cellular response to estradiol stimulus; cellular response to glucocorticoid stimulus; neuropeptide signaling pathway. The record is from RefSeq and is a predicted model, not a curated record. Gene Ontology annotation, molecular function: somatostatin receptor activity; neuropeptide binding.